Messenger RNA from Nelumbo nucifera (sacred lotus), 1712 nucleotides. It is a transcript of the gene OCT1, whose product is annotated as organic cation/carnitine transporter1. NCBI's taxonomy places the organism in Eukaryota, Viridiplantae, Streptophyta, Magnoliopsida, Proteales, Nelumbonaceae. Gene Ontology annotation, biological process: transmembrane transport. The record is from RefSeq and is a predicted model, not a curated record. Gene Ontology annotation, cellular component: membrane. Gene Ontology annotation, molecular function: transmembrane transporter activity.
AUGGAGGAGUUACAGGUGCUCGUCGACCAGGGUAAAGUUGACGAGAAUGCACCCAACAAAGAAGGGAAGAAGCUGGAGUUGACCGUAGACAAGGUGAUCGAAGAGCACGUAGGCUCGUUUGGGAUUGCUCAGCUGGUCCAUGUCUUCAUGGUGUCGCUGGCCUGGUUAUUCGACUCACAGAACACGUUGGUGACAAUAUUUUCAGACGCGCAGCCUUCUUGGAGCUGCAAGGGCGGUGGGUCGUGGUGCCAGCAGGGCUCGAAGGGGUCCAUGUGUGGGCUUGAGCAGGAGACGUGGGAAUGGGUCGGAGGAAACGCUAGCUCCACCAUUGCUGAGUGGGGGCUUGUCUGUGAUCGCAAGUUUCAGGCUGGUAUUCCGGCAUCCUUGUUCUUCCUCGGCUCCCUCUUGGGCUCUGCUGUUUUCGGCCGCUUGGCAGACUUGUAUAUAGGAAGGAAAAGAACAGUUCUCCUGUCAUGCCUCCUAACGUCCAUGACUGCCUUCUUGACAUCUCUUUCUCCGAAUGUGUGGAUCUAUGCCCUACUCCGUUUCUCAAAUGGGUUUGCUCGAGCAGGCAUUGGGAUUUGCUGCCUCGUCCUCUCAACAGAGGUUGUUGGGAGAAAAUGGCGAGGACAAGUUGGCCAAUAUGGUUUCUUCUUCUUCACGGUCGGUUUCCUUUCUCUCCCUUUGAUGGCUUAUCCUAACAGAACCUCCUGGAGAAACAUAUACAAGAUUAUUUCCCUUCUCCCCUUUGUUUACUCCAUUCUCAUCCUUCCUUUUGUCUCUGAAUCGCCAAGAUGGCUGGUGGUUAGGGGAAGAACCAAAGAAGCACUAGAAGUUUUAAGGGUGUUAGCAAGAAUGAAUGGGAAGAAACUACCCAUGAACCUACAUAUUUCUAACCCUUCAACCAGCAGCAAACUCAACGAACCAGAUGUUACCAAGAGCCUGUGGUCAGCAAGGUGGGCUACAAGAAGGAUGAUCACCGUGAUGAUCGCUGGUUUAGGAGUUGGGUUUAUGUACUAUGGCAUACAGCUGAACGUCGAAAACUUGAAUUUCAAUCUUUAUUUGACAGUUGUAGUGAACGCGACGAUGGAGAUUCCAGCAGUUUUCAUUGGUAGCUUGCUCCUCAGCUUCAUGAACCGCCGUUUACUGUUCUCAUCAUCAACUUACAUUGCUGGAGCUUCAUGCAUUAUCUGUAUUUUCUUCUCACGAAAGAACAGUACUGUAAUGGGAGGCCAAGGGAAGAAUGAAGAAGAAAAAGGAAACUGGACUCAAUUAAUUAUAGAGGCUAUCGGGUUCAUGGCAGCCUCAACUGCAUUCGAUAUACUAUAUAUUUACUGUGUUGAACUCUUCCCCACCAAUGUAAGAAACUCUGCAGUGUCACUAUUGCGCCAAGCAUUAAUGCUGGGAGCAUCGAUAGCACCUCUUCUAGUAGUUCUAGGCCGUUUAAGCCCAUCUCUGUCAUUCUUGAUUUUUGGGGGCUUUGCAAUCCUCAGUGGUAUCUUAACACUAUGGCUUCCUGAAACUAGAAAUGCUCCUCUCUAUGAAACACUAGAGCAGCAAGAGGAGGAAGAAAAGCUUAGCUCAGCUUCUGAUUCAGAAUUAGAACUUGGGAAGCAAUGAAGGAACUUGUAUCUUCGCAUUGUGAUCUUAGGCAGGAUCAAUAGUUGUGUAGUCUUCAUGUAAUUUAGCUUGCAAUAUACAAUGCAGUUCUG